AUGAUAAUGGCUAUGCUGAAUCGACUGCCCUUCCUUCUAAACCGUCUAAUUCUAAACGGCAGAAGCAUAGUUGUACUCCGGAAGAAAUAGAAGAAAUCAUUAACGAUACUUACUUUUUGAAACUUGAUGAAAAAAGACCCUUUUUUACAAGAAAGCGCGUCGUAUUCACUGCUGGUAUCAUACUUGGUAUCUUUAUUACUUCAGUGCUAGCUCCAGGGGCGCCCGAUUUUUUAUCUGAGUCCUUUUCGGACUUGGAUUUUACUAGCAUUUUACCUGCUCAUAUUCUAGUGGAAGAAUUAUUUGGCAAUAUAACUCUUUUUUUAAAGCCGAAUAUAAGUAUAUUAGAAGAUACUGAAUUUCUGCCUGGAUUAAGUUUGUCUCAAGAAGGUGUAAAAGCUAAUUUUCCUGUAGUUUUAAUUCCUGGAAUUGUUUCAACCGGUUUAGAAAGUUGGAGCACUUCUAAUUGUUCACGACCAUAUUUUAGAAAGAGAAUGUGGGGGACUACCA
Molecule: messenger RNA, 507 nt
Organism: Racocetra persica
Lineage: Eukaryota; Fungi; Glomeromycota; Glomeromycetes; Diversisporales; Gigasporaceae
Source: the annotation of a GenBank genome assembly